UAUCAAUCUUUCGCCUUUCCCUUCCAAGGUCUAUUUACCUUUGGCUUCCGCUUUCAAUGCGGUGUACGUACCUCAGCCUUACAUCCAUAACUUCAAACAUCGGCGACAUACCAAACCGUCCAAUUCCAUCCGAUCUCAUCUGCCGUAGUUCGCCGCAGGAAAUUAUUCAUUAUAAACAUUAUCAUCAUGGAUAGUACUGCUUCGGAGUCGACGCCCGUACCCCCGGUAAUAUUCCGAGGGAAGAAACGGAAGACAUAUAGACAACGAACAGAAUCCACCGCCACCGACGACCAUAAUGAACGAUCAAAGUCCAUCGAAACACCGCAAUUAGAAGAAGGAACACCGACCACACCAGACGCUCCCGCGAAGGCUGAAGCCACUACUACAUCAACAACGACUCAAAGCUCGAACGCGGAGGAAGAGGAAGAGGAAGAAGAAGAAAAGGGCCUCUCGGUAGCCGAAGUCCUACGUCUGCGCAACGCACGCAAAGCCCGACUAGGCGGCGUCAAGUUCGGCGCGGGCAGCAGCACCCACGCCUCCAACGGCGACACAGCGACUACUAACACUUUUGGCGACGGCCUGGACGACCUCAGCCUCAUGAUCCGGGAGGAAGAGAACAAGGCGCUGGACAUCGUCGCGGGCGUGAAGAAGCGGUUCGCGCCGCAGACGGGCAUGGCGGCGGAGCUCGUGAACAAGCACAUGGAGGAAUACAUAGAGGCCGAAUUAGCCAGGCGCCACAACGCAGCUGCAGCCGUAGCCGCUGCUGCGACAGCUGCGCAAAACUCGUCGUCGGCAACCUCGUCCUGGCAGUCGGUUAAUAACAAUAGUCGGGAGCAACAACAACAUCAACAACAGCAUCAGGCGGUAGCAGUGACCGGCAUACCGACAAUAGUCACCGCGCGCCCGCGCCCCGAGCAGCGCAACCGCGCCCUGCAGGGCCAGCUCCUGGAGAUCGACCUGGGCGAGGAGGCGCGCAGUCGCAACGAGGCGCUGACGGAGCGCGCGACGCGCAAGCUGCAGGGACAGCUUGUCGACGACGAGGAUGACGACGAGGACGACGAGCAAUUGCGCAAUGGUGACGGUAGCGCUCGGCCGAAGAAGAAAGUGCGGCUCGGUCGCGACGGCAAACCCUGGCGUCCGCGGAAUAGGCGCAAUAGCGAUGAUAUCAAGAGGGACCAGAUCGUGGAGGAGAUUCUUAGGGAGAGUAGACUCGACGUAUACGAAACCCCCACCCCUCCACCCCUCACCUCAGGCCCUGGCGCAAACGCCAACGUCAACGCCAAGGACGGCGACAACGACGACGGCCAAGCGGCCGACGACCGGAUCGCGGAGGAGUUCCGGCGGGAGUUCAUGGACGCGAUGGCGGAGCGGAGGAAGCGGCGCAAGAAGGCCUCGAACGCGCCCGCCGGACCUAGUGGUAGCGGCGGGAAAGGCGGCGCCGGCAAGGGCAAGGGAGGCGGCGCAGCCGACGACGAGGUGCUCAGGGGCCCGAAGCUCGGUGGCAGUCGGAAUGUCCGCGCUGCUAUGCGCAACUUGCUGCUGGAGAAGGCGAAGGAGGCGAAGGGGACGAAGGGAGCGACGGGGGUGAAGGGGAGGACUCGCUAAGGGGGUUUGU
This is a messenger RNA of Daldinia caldariorum, 1615 nucleotides long. RefSeq lists its product as uncharacterized. The record is from RefSeq and is a predicted model, not a curated record. Gene Ontology annotation, biological process: mRNA splicing, via spliceosome. Gene Ontology annotation, cellular component: spliceosomal complex. The coding region runs from base 187 to 1605 and encodes 472 amino acids. The transcript has 3 exons. NCBI's taxonomy places the organism in Eukaryota, Fungi, Ascomycota, Sordariomycetes, Xylariales, Hypoxylaceae.